Molecule: messenger RNA, 825 nt
Organism: Triticum turgidum subsp. durum (durum wheat)
Lineage: Eukaryota; Viridiplantae; Streptophyta; Magnoliopsida; Poales; Poaceae
Source: the annotation of a GenBank genome assembly
AUGCCAAUGUUUCCAUCGCUGGACGUUUCUUGUUCAACUGACCAAUCUUUAUCUUGUGGUUGUUGUGUGCAGGGAGGCGGCGCCCCCGAGCCGGACGAAGAGGAGGCGGAGGCGCAGGUGGCGGCGCCGGCGGCGGCGGGGGAGGAGGAGCAGUGGCCGCAGUGGCUGCGCCCGCUGCUGUCCGCGCGCUUCUUCGCGCAAUGCAAGACGCACACCGAGUCGCACCGCAGCGGCGAGUGCAACAUGUUCUGCCUCGACUGCGCCGCCGGCGCGGCCGCCGGCGCGGCGGCGCUGUGCUCGCUGUGCCUCGCGCACGCGCACCGCGGCCACCACACCAUCCAGAUCCGCCGCUCCUCCUACCACGACGUCAUCCGGGUGUCGGACAUCCAGCGCUUCAUGGACAUCGCCGGCGUGCAGACCUACGUCAUCAACAGCGCGCGCGUCGUCUUCCUCAACGAGCGCCCCCAGCAGAAGCAGCCCGGCAAGGCAGGCGGCGGCGGCGCCGGCAGCGCCAACCUCUGCGAGGUCUGCAGCCGCAGCCUGCUCGACAACUUCCGCUUCUGCUCCCUCGGCUGCAAGGUCACCGGCUGCUCCUCCGACGGGGGCGGCAACGACAAGGCGAGGACGAUGACGCGGGCCAGCAGGCCCGGCCGCGCCAAGGGCUCGUCAGACUCGGAGGCGGCCUCCUCCUCCUCUCCCCUGCGCAAUGCCGGCAGGCAGAGCUUCACGCCGUCCACGCCGCCGCCGCCGCCGCCCCCAGCGGCCAAGCGGCGCAAGGGCAUCCCGCACCGGGCGCCGUUCGGCAACCUCAUCAUCGACUACUAG